CUGGCCGCCCUGAAGAAAGCUCUGUCUGCAGGUGGAUACGACGUGGAGAAGAACAACUCCCGCGUCAAACUCGCCGUCAAAAGCCUGGUGACCAAGGGCACCCUGGUGCAAACCAAGGGCACCGGCGCCUCAGGAUCUUUCAAGCUCAACAAGAAGCAAACCGAGGCGAAGAAGCCCGCGGCCAAACAAGCCGCCGCUCCUAAAGUGAAAAAGGCCGCAAAGAAACCCGCCGCUGCAAAGAAGCCCAAGAAGGUAACAGCCAAGAAGCCCGCCGCUAAGAAGUCCCCCAAGAAGGUCAAGAAACCCGCUGCUGCUGCUAAGAAAGCCACCAAGAGCCCCAAGAAGGCAGCCAAGAGUCCUAAAAAAGCCAAGGCAGCCAAACCCAAGACCGCUAAGCCCAAAGUGGCCAAGGCCAAAAGAGCUGCACCCAAGAAGAAGUAA
Trichomycterus rosablanca is the source of this 441-nucleotide messenger RNA. RefSeq names its product histone H1-like. Gene Ontology annotation, molecular function: structural constituent of chromatin; DNA binding. Lineage: Eukaryota; Metazoa; Chordata; Actinopteri; Siluriformes; Trichomycteridae. The annotation marks the transcript as partial. Gene Ontology annotation, biological process: nucleosome assembly. The transcript has a single exon. Gene Ontology annotation, cellular component: nucleosome. The record is from RefSeq and is a predicted model, not a curated record.